Molecule: messenger RNA, 676 nt
Organism: Aegilops tauschii subsp. strangulata
Lineage: Eukaryota; Viridiplantae; Streptophyta; Magnoliopsida; Poales; Poaceae
Source: RefSeq, a predicted model, not a curated record
UCUGAACGCCCUCGGUUGGGGCGCUCUCCGGUUGGUGUAGUUUAUUUAACAUCCGUGAUCGUGCGCUAGGUGUUGUAUAUGUCAGCAUUGAUAAUGUUUGCACAUGUGAUGAUACAUAUUAAUUGUUGUAGGAAAUGGCGGACGAUGAGUUAACUGAUAUGAUGUAUGACAUGGAGUUUGAAGAACUGAUGAAAGACUGGAUAGAAGAUUGGUCAGAUGAUGAAAAUUCAGAUCGUGGAGAUAGGUCAGAGAAUGGGAACGUAUUGGAAGAUCUUAAUGAAAACAAUGAGCAUGAUGAUGGUGAGGAAAACAACUCGGAGAUCUCGAAUGAAGAUUACAUUAGUCAGCUCAUUUCCGAAUGUCAUAAUGCGUACGACUAUUACGGUGAAUCCGACGCGGAGACAGGCCUUGAUGUCGAAUCAUUAGCUGCAUCUGAUUCUGGGGAGUCGCAAUCGUCGGUCAUCAUGACUGAGGUAUGUAUGUAAUCAAUGUUGUAUGGAAGUAAUGUUAUACCAUAGAAAGCUGUUUUCAUGGCUAUGUUAUGAUUGUGUAGGUGACAGAAGUUGAGGGGAAAAAGAAUGUCCAAGAUACUGCUAGUGCAGAUGAUAAGAGGGAUAUGUUCAUGCAGAUAAUACAAAUGACUUUUACGUCUCACGAGGCUGCGUAUGAUUUCUAC